Molecule: messenger RNA, 159 nt
Organism: Colletotrichum destructivum
Lineage: Eukaryota; Fungi; Ascomycota; Sordariomycetes; Glomerellales; Glomerellaceae
Exons: 1
Coding region: 1-159 (52 amino acids)
Source: RefSeq, a predicted model, not a curated record
AUGGCUGCGGCUGGUGAUGGCAGGGAAUCUGACUUGAGACUACUGAAUCUUGCGGCAGUGCCCUGCAAUGGUAUGGUCGGUACUGGGGCUGGCAGGUUAGCGAUGUCAGUCUCGCGCAUCGUCGGCAAAGACAUCCAGUUCAAGGAAGAGGAACCGUAG